AUGGCGGCGCCGCCGCCACCGGAUCCGGCGGUUCUGAUGGUCGAGCUCGUGGAAGAGUUCCUCCUCCGCCUGCCGCCGGAGGACCUCGCGCCGCCCUCAUUCCGUGAGUUCCACCGCUCGACACCAUUGCUGGGCUACAUCCUCAAUCUCGCCGACUCCAUCCGCUUCCUCCAUAUGUCAUCAUUUCGCCCGUCCCAUGCACACCGCGGCGGUGUGCGAGCGGUCAGCUCAAGCCAUGGUCGCGUCCUCCUCCAUCGUUCCGCUGGGGAGAAUCUGUAUGCCCUUCGUUCCACCGGGAAGGAUCCGGAUGUCCUCCUCUCCGUGUGGGAUCCCAUCACAGACGAGCAGCAGGACCUGCCCGUGGUGCCAGUGCGGCCGUCCCUAUGCCUCAGCAUGGCUAACUGGGAGGCAGUCCUCAUACGCGCCAAUGGCGAAGGCUGCAACCAUUUCAAGGUAGUCUUCGUGGGAAAACGUCGAGGGACGUUCUCUUGUUUCUACUCAUCCGAGGCUGAUAGCUGGAGUGAUACCGUCUUUGCUUCUGAGGGGAUCGGCUCUUUUAUCCCGGGAAACUGUGUCCUCAUUGAGAGUACCCUCUACUCCAAGUGUGCAGCUAGCUAUGAUAUCUUCAAAUACGACAUGCUGACAAAUCAAAUGUGUAAUAUUCGCGUAAGACUAGGACCUGGUGUCCGACUGGACGACUGUAUGCUUAUUGCUACGGAGGACGGUAGGCUAGGAGUUGCCAAGGCAAGCAAUUCAACACUCCUCCUGUGGACACAUGUUGGGUGUUUCACUAUCGAUCUGAAGUCUGGGAGUUGCAAGAAGGUAGGGGAGGACUUAGUCUCGGCUCGUGUUGUUCCCUACGUGAGCUUCUGCACUCCAGCACCGGGAGCAGUUUCCACAGAUGAGGUGCCAGUAGCUGAUAUUGCGGUCUCUACAGAUGAGGGACCAGGAGCUGGUGUUGCGGUCUUUGCUGAUGAAGGGCCAGCUGCUGGCAUGUGUCAAGUGCCUAAGAAGCUCAAAUUACAAGUGCAAGGGCCUCUAAAUCAAGAGGGAAAUUAA
Messenger RNA from Miscanthus lutarioriparius, 1059 nucleotides. Lineage: Eukaryota; Viridiplantae; Streptophyta; Magnoliopsida; Poales; Poaceae. The record is from the annotation of a GenBank genome assembly.